UCCGGAAAAGCUUCCAAGGCCUCUGCUGAAGAGCUGAAAGCUGCCUACCGGAGGCUGUGUAUGCUCUACCAUCCGGACAAGCACAGGGACCCGGAGCUCAAAUCACAGGCAGAACGGCUGUUUAACCUUGUUCACCAGGCCUAUGAAGUGCUUAGCGAUCCCCAAACAAGGGCCAUCUAUGACAUAUAUGGGAAGAGAGGCCUGGAGAUGGAAGGAUGGGAGGUUGUGGAGAGAAAGAGAACUCCAGCUGAGAUCAGAGAGGAGUUUGAGAGACUCCAGAGGGAGCGGGAAGAGCGGAGACUGCAGCAGCGAACCAACCCCAAGGGAACCAUCAGCGUCGGAGUCGAUGCCACUGACCUUUUUGAUCGCUAUGAUGAGGAAUAUGAAGAUGUGUCCGGAAGUGGCUUUCCGCAGAUUGAGAUUAAUAAAAUGCACAUAUCCCAGUCCAUUGAGGCACCCUUGACAGCUACAGACACAGCGAUCCUCUCCGGAAGUCUCUCCACCCAGAAUGGCAAUGGUGGCGGUUCCAUUAACUUUGCACUCCGGCGGGUCACUUCUGCAAAGGGAUGGGGAGAGUUGGAGUUUGGAGCUGGAGACCUCCAGGGGCCUUUAUUUGGUCUCAAGCUGUUCCGUAAUCUCACACCAAGAUGCUUUGUGACGACAAACUGUGCUCUGCAGUUUUCAUCCCGUGGGAUCCGGCCUGGCCUUACCACUGUCCUAGCUCGGAACCUGGACAAGAACACCGUGGGCUACUUGCAGUGGCGAUGGGGCAUCCAGUCGGCCAUGAAUACUAGCAUCGUCCGGGACACUAAGACUUGCCACUUCACUGUGGCCUUGCAGCUGGGGAUCCCUCACUCGUUUGCACUGAUCAGCUAUCAGCACAAGUUCCAGGAUGAUGACCAGACACGGGUGAAAGGGUCCCUCAAGGCAGGCUUCUUUGGGACAAUAGUGGAGUAUGGAGCUGAGAGGAAGAUCUCCCGACACAGCGUCUUGGGUGCUGCUGUGAGCAUUGGCGUGCCGCAGGGGGUGUCUCUCAAAGUCAAGCUGAACAGGGCCAGUCAGACCUACUUCUUCCCGAUCCACCUGACGGACCAGCUGCUCCCCAGUGCCGUCUUCUAUGCCACCGUGGGACCACUAGUGAUCUACUUAGCAAUGCACCGUUUGAUCAUCAAACCAUACCUCAGGGCUCAGAAAGAGAAGGAACUGGAAAAGCAAAGGGAGAACACAGCCAGUGACAUCCUGCAGAAGAAACAAGAGGCAGAAGCUGCUGUGCGGUUGAUGCAGGAGUCUGUCCGGAGAAUAAUCGAAGCAGAAGAGUCCAGAAUGGGGCUCAUCAUCGUGAACGCUUGGUACGGGAAGUUUGUCAACGACAAGAGCAGGAAGAAUGAGCGAGUGAAGGUGAUUGACGUGACCGUCCCGCUGCAGUGCCUGGUAAAGGACUCCAAGCUCAUCCUCACUGAGGCCUCCAAGGCUGGGCUGCCAGGGUUCUAUGACCCGUGUGUUGGGGAGGAGAAGAGCCUGCGAGUGCUGUACCAGUUCCGAGGCGUGCUGCACCAGGUGAUGGUGCCCGACAGUGAGGCCCUGAGGAUACCAAAGCAGUCUCACAGAAUCGACACAGACGGAUAAACCACUUGGAACCCUGAGUAAAAAGGCUACAAAAUACUUUCCGGGGAGUCUACAAAUUUGGAGCAGGGAAAACCCAGACAUGAGAUGUUUUUUGUUUAUCCCUCAAGAAGGUGGCACUGUAUCAAUUAUGUGAUGGGACAUGCAGACAGCCUAGCCUCGUGGGUGCUGUGGGCAAGGACUGCGGAGCCCCACCCUGGCCAGACCACAGCAUGGCCACAUCUUUCCCAAGGAUCAUGUUCCUGGAGGACAGCGCCUGAACCGACUCGAGGUCACCCCAACCCGGUCCUCGUGAAUGGCCAUGCACAGCCACUCUCGGGAGGCAUUUGGGACAUCCUCACACAUGGACUGUUCUUCCUGAAGUCCACGCUGCACCUGGGAAACAUGAAAAGGAAGGUGUGGCGCGUGCUGCUCAGUAGACUCCACAAGCCACCUUUCUCUUCUAGAACAUUACAGAGUGGACUGGAGAGGACUGUGGGUUUAUAAAACUGCUUUUUAUCCGAAAACAA
Myodes glareolus (Bank vole) is the source of this 2132-nucleotide messenger RNA. Lineage: Eukaryota; Metazoa; Chordata; Mammalia; Rodentia; Cricetidae. The record is from RefSeq and is a predicted model, not a curated record.